UUUGAAUUUUUACUAAGAAGUCUCAUCCAAAGUGCAUCAGUGAUUUAAUGAAACUGAUAGGUCUACAAACAGCAACACAGCCUUACCUAGAAAUUUCAUAUAUCUCAAAAGAGUGCCUCACUCCGAGGGUGUGGCAAGAGAGGGUAUUACUGGUGGGAACUGGGAGCCCGUAUCUUAUUGACCAUUCACUAUUGUGUUAAUAUUGUUCACUCCAGUCAUCUUCCCACCCCUCUUCCCUACCUGCAGUUCACCUGUGGACAAAUGUCACCAAGACAAUAACAACUAAGGCUUUGACUCUCUUGUGUUUUCUCUGAUAGAUGAUUAUUAAAGAAUAAUAGCGAACAGAGCUUGCAAAUCCUCUUGAAGUGGUCACACAAGGAAAGUAAAAUUCCCCAACCUUUUUUUGUACAGGAAAUUAGAGUCUACAAUCUCAUCUUCCACCACCUCCUCCAGAAGUUUCGAUCUAGACAUACAUUUAUUCAGUGAGUUGCAAUUUAGCCUAGGGUGGAGUGUCAAAGUUUAAGUUCCUUUUGCUACCGGGUAACUCCAGGCCUUUGUGGUUUCUACAGAUAAAGGAGAUGCUGGUAAAAUUGGGACGACAUUGCCUCAUUGGACCAGCCGUCCCUUGUCGUCGACCAGUGCUUGCAACCAGGUCCCUUUAAGAGGCCAGAAAAGCGCAGCCCUGUGGAUCCUCUUCUGUGCUCCUCCCCUGUCCGCGCGGCGAAUGGUUCGUGCCGGCCUAUAUUAACCCGAGAUCUUCCUCUCGGACGGCAAUGAUGUGAGGCGGGCGAACCGGCCACCGCGCCUACGACUACAGAGGGCGCGCUGCAGACCGCCGAGAACCCCGAAGCGGAGUCGGACACCCCCGGAGGGAAGCGAUGAGAUUCUACCCCACCCGCUGCGGGGUUCUCAAGCACUAUCUGGCUUCUCCUCCUUCCUCCAUCUCCCUGUCCCGACUGUGUUCCCAGCUGGAGUUUUAUUUUCCGGGCUUGCCCGGGCCAAGCACAACCAGGGCUGGUGGCCCUGCGGGGCUCGCACCCCGCGCUCGGCCGCCGCCGCCCAGCCGCUCCCGGGCGUCCUCCGGAGAUGCUGCCGUGGAAGAAGCACAAGUUCGAGCUGCUGGCCGAGGCGCCGCCGCGGCAGGCGUCCAAGCCUAAGGGCUACGCUGUGAGCCUGCACUACUCCGCGCUCAGCUCCUUGGCGAGGGCCUGCCCGGAAGGGGCGCUCAGCCGGGUGGGCAGCAUGUUCCGCUCCAAACGCAAGAAGCUGCACAUUACUAGCGAGGACCCCACUUACACCGUGCUCUACCUGGGUAAUGCUACCACCAUCCAGGCGCGUGGCGACGGUUGCACGGACCUAGCGGUGGGCAAGAUCUGGAGCAAGAGUGAGGCAGGCCGUCAAGGCACGAAGAUGAAGCUGACGGUGAGCGCGCAAGGCAUCCGCAUGGUGCACGCGGAGGAGCGAGCGCUGCGGAGACCUGGCCAUCUCUACCUGCUGCACCGCGUCACCUACUGUGUGGCAGACGCUCGGCUGCCCAAAGUCUUCGCCUGGGUGUACCGGCAUGAGCUGAAGCACAAGGCGGUAAUGCUACGUUGCCACGCGGUGCUGGUGUCCAAGCCGGAGAAGGCUCAGGCUAUGGCCCUGCUGCUCUACCAGACGUCAGCCAACGCUCUGGCAGAGUUUAAACGUCUCAAGCGGCGGGACGAUGCGCGUCACCAGCAGCAGGAGCUGGUGGGUGCACACACCAUCCCGCUAGUGCCGCUGCGUAAGCUGCUCUUGCACGGACCUUGCUGUUACAAGCCGCCAGUGGAGCGCAGCCGCAGCGCUCCCAAGCUAGGCUCUAUCACCGAGGACCUGCUCGGGGAACAGCAGGAGGAGGAGGAGCUGCAGGAGGAAGAAGAAGAAGAGGAGCAUCUCGAGGGCUGCCUGGAGGAGGACGAGGAAGAAGAGGACCGUGUGGGGGAUGGGGAUCCAGCAGAGGAAGAGGCUGAGGCGCAGAGGGCGCUGGUGGUAGCUAUGCACUUGGAAUGUGGGGACUUGCUGGACCCGCUGGAGAAUGGCCACGAGGAGGCGUUGGGGGACAGCGGGGUCUCGCUGGGCCCCAGCUCUGGGACCUCACCUCCUCUGCCAGGCUGUGACUCCGACAUGAAGGCCCAGCUGUCGCAGCUUAUUAGUGACCUGGGCGACCUUAGCUUUGGCAAUGAUGUACGCACCCUGGAGUCCGAUUUAAGGGUGACACGGCUGCUGUCGGGCGAGAGCACGGGCAGUGAGAGCUCCAUCGAGGGCGGAGGCCUGGAUGCCACCCCUGCCACCUACGGCAACCCCAACCCGUCGGGCCCUGCUGACAGCAAUAGCCUAGACGACCCCUACUCGGGCUAAGCUCCCAGAAAACUUCUCCGUGCGCCUAGCACCCCACAGUGACUCCCCAGCCGUAGUUCUGUUUCCCCUAACCUCCAGGAAAGCAGGACAGGGAAAAUUAUGCACCUGAGGUCCAGACCUGAGUUUGGAGUUCCCAGGGGCUGCUUCUCUCCCAUUGUGUGCCCCAGGCACUUUUGACUCCGAGGUGGUUCAGGUUGUGAGUAGGGAGUUGUGGAAGGAGAGAGACGCACUAAGAACGAAAGAUAGACGGACUCUCUGGGGUGGGUGAGGGUGCGGAAGAGGGAAAGCUGGCUAAGGUUGGAAAAGGCCAAGGGCGGGUUAGAGGUGCCCAGCAGCCAGUUUCCUGUUUGUGAGGCAGCUGGGGCUUGGGAAGGAGGGGUAACUUCCUCUCCAGACCCCCUGACUGGGAGGCCUCUCUCUGUCAUCAAUAUCUCAUUAACAAAGUCACUCUCAUAAUAACGGAGGCUUAAAUGGCACUAGCCUACCUGCCCCUAGUUCUUUUGGAUUUGAGAGCUUGGGCUGUUUACCUCAGACUCAAAAACUCUUGAAAGUAUGCCAAAUUUCUCAAAUAACUGUACUGGGGGUAGGGGUGGGGGCAGGGUAUGAAAGUUGUGUUUUGUUUACAGUUAAAGACAUCUAAUAUCUAAAAAAAAAAAAAAAAAAGGAAUUUUCAUUUAGAAAUACACACCUUCCUCCUGUCCCAAAGAGCGUACUCCAUGAUGCUGUGUAAAACAUUUUUGCACCUUUGUGAAGUAUUUUUGACUUUUUUUUGUACAUAACUGUGUUCUCAGAGCCGAAUGUUUAUAUAUCUUUUGCUGUGCAAAAGACAGCUGUAAAAUGUUGUUCAGUUGUACAUACGGAAAUGUGUAUAAAACAUUGUUAUUUUUUGAGCA
Messenger RNA from Peromyscus californicus insignis, 3272 nucleotides. RefSeq names its product family with sequence similarity 43 member A (gene Fam43a). The transcript is spliced from 2 exons. The record is from RefSeq and is a predicted model, not a curated record. NCBI's taxonomy places the organism in Eukaryota, Metazoa, Chordata, Mammalia, Rodentia, Cricetidae. The coding region runs from base 1087 to 2379 and encodes 430 amino acids.